GGUUGUGAGAAAGAGGCAGAAACAUCAGUUGAAAUGAUGGGCCGAGCUGUCAGUAGUCUUAUAAAUCUCUUGAUACCAUGCAUUCCUCUGGUAUUGGGAAAGAUGGCAGUUGAUUGUGGAUCUCUAUCUACUGGACCAGCAACUUUACGAUUUGUUGGUAACGUUCACUCGCUUAAAGGAUACGGUGGCGGUGGCGAUUGCUCUUUUAAUGAAGACUUUGAACCAGGGACGUUUACUCUCAAAGUUGGUUACGAGGCUUCACAAGGGCAUAGUUGUCUGUUUAAGAAUAUCGAGAUGGGUAGCUAUGAAAUGAAGAUAGAUUCGCAUACUUAUGAAUUUCUGGAAAUCGAUGGUGACCUAAAGUUUGUGGUUGUAUGUUCUUUUUCAAAGUUCAAAGAUGAUGUUCUACGGGAAGUUCCGUUAAAAACUGCGUUUUUACCACCAAAUCUACUAGUGUUUCAAAUGGGUCGACGUACAACGUCAACUUUUGCCAUCUUUCCAAGUGACAUUUUUGAUAAUGUGAUAAGAGGAAAAAUAUUAGAAGGGCGUGUUGUGAAAUUAAGAACUCAUAUGGCAGCGAGCAAUGUGGAAACAGGAAGAGGUUAUAUUCCCUUAGUUUGCACGGUGGGUAAUGCUGACUCUUCAGUGUUGGUGCCUAUUUUAGUAGACGGGUGUGGUACCGGUUUUCCAUGGUCAUCAGAUGAAGGGUUUGAAAUGGAAGGACCCUCUGGAAUGAGCCCAUUAUUCAGGAUGUUUCGUAUAAUGCGUGAUGAAAGUGCAACUUUCCGCUGUUCCUUUAUUGUUUGUAAUGGUGCUUGUGAUGGAAAUUCUUGUGUAAUUCCCGAAAAUCGACGAAAACGAUCUUUGCAACACCACAACAUUCACAAUGCAACAUUUCAAUUUGAGGUGGAAACAUCUGCACCAUUGACAACGCAUCCUUCGGCAUCAUUAAAGGUAUUAUAGAACCCGAAUAAACAUCAUAGUGGUUCACUACAUGGCAAUAAAAACAUUUCAUCUAUUUGUUACUUUUCAUACGUGUUUUAGUCUGAGGUAGAGCUCAGCUAACUGAAAAAUAAAAUCCGAUUCGCCUGAAUUUCAACCGAAAUAUACCAUGGUAGAUAGACUAUAUUUACAUCCAGGCAUAAUAGUACCGGUAUGCUAUUGUUGGUAACGGCCUGCAUAUUAUUCGGUAGUCUAAUCUACUGGUAACGUACACGUGUUCAAGAUAUCAUUAUCUCAUCACUUAUGUUGGUCAGUUUUAAUCUUUUUUAUGGGUAUGCAUCCAUCUUUGAGUUUCAAAUUUGUAUGUUGGUCUGUAAAAAAAUUCUGUUGGAUCGACAGAGACUAUUUAAGUUAUAGACGGUUAUGCGUAUCGAUAUCUCAAGGAGAUUAAUGUUUUUGGAAAGCUUGAAAGGCGAGGUAACAUAUAUCCACUUGAAGCUUUAUCUAAAUUAAGAUAUGUGUAGGAAUAGAAACAUUAAAUGUGUAUAAAAUC
Molecule: messenger RNA, 1495 nt
Organism: Lottia gigantea (owl limpet)
Lineage: Eukaryota; Metazoa; Mollusca; Gastropoda; Lottiidae
Exons: 9
Coding region: 103-963 (286 amino acids)
Source: RefSeq, a predicted model, not a curated record